CACACCUGAGAAAAAAACGUCAACCUCCCCGCAAGAGACCUUCACCACCUCUCCUCAACUCAACACCACAUCCAAAGACAUCAUGGCUGACGAGGUCUACGAAGGAGCGAUCGGUAUCGAUCUCGGUAUGUCAAUUCUUAAACCCAUGCGUCCCAUUCCCAUUGAUGUCGAGGCCGCGGCGGCGUUUUUGCCUUCUCGUUGACUGACUUUGAUUUGAUAGGUACCACAUACUCUUGCGGUAGGUUCCCAAUCCAGUCGCAAUUGCUUCAUCGCCAUGUUCGCGCGACCUCGCAGACGGAUAACUGAUCAUUCUGUAGUUGCCAACUAUGAGGGUACCAAUGUUGAGAUCAUUGCCAACGAGCAGGGUAGUUUCACCACCCCUUCGUUCGUUUCUUUCACAGACAAGGAGCGCUUGAUUGGAGAGUCUGCAAAGAACCAGGCUGCCAUGAACCCAAAAAAUACCAUUUUUGAUAUCAAGUCAGUACAAUUCUGAGUAUUGGGAGACCCCUGGAUUUGAAUAAUGCUGACUGUAUGUCGCAGGCGUCUGAUUGGAAGACGCUUCGACGACCCGACCGUGAAGAAGGCAAGUUAAAAACGGUUCCGAGGCUCAGGAUAAUUAAUGCGAUUAUCCGAAAAGAAGUGGAAUAAUGAGGAAGUAGAAUUCUCCAUUAUUCCAGCGCUUCUCGGGUAAUAACGCUGAUUGUUCUGGCGCUGAAAUGCGAGGAGCAUACGACUAACAUAUAUAUUCAGGAUGUCGAAUCAUGGCCUUUCGAGGUUGUUGACCAAGAUGGUUCCCCUAUGGUUCAAGUUGAGUACCUCGGAGAGACCAAGGUUUUCUCUCCCCAGGAGGUUUCCGCCAUGGUCUUGAUGAAGGUAUGUUCUCCACAAUUUAAUAUGAUAGAAGCGAAAUUUUAUGGCUAAUUCCCUUGGUUCAGAUGAAGGAAGUCGCCGAGGUUAAAUUGGGCAAGAAGGUCGCCAAGGCAGUCAUCACUGUCCCAGCCUACUUCAACGACAACCAGCGUCAAGCUACCAAGGAUGCUGGUGCCAUCGCCGGUCUUAACGUUCUCCGAAUCAUCAACGAGCCAACCGCCGCUGCUAUCGCAUACGGUCUUGGUGCCGGAAAGUCCAACAAGGAGCGAAAUGUCUUGAUUUACGAUCUUGGUGGAGGAACCUUCGAUGUUUCUCUCCUCAACAUCCAGGGUGGUGUUUUCACCGUCAAGGCUACUGCUGGUGAUACCCACUUGGGUGGUCAAGAUUUCGAUACCAACUUGCUCGAUCAUUUCAAGAAGGAGUUCACAAGAAAGACCAAGAAGUCAGUUUAAAUUGCACCUUUUGUUUCAUGACUAUUACUAACUUUUCAAUAGGGAUCUUUCCGGCGAUGCCCGUGCUCUUAGACGUCUUCGUACUGCUUGCGAGCGUGCUAAGAGAACUCUUUCCAACGGUGCCCAAACUACUGUUGAGAUUGAUUCCUUGUUUGAUGGUGAGGACUUCAACGCUCAAAUCACUCGUGCUCGUUUCGAGGACUUGAACUCAAAGGCCUUCAAUGGUACUUUGGACCCAGUCGCACAGGUGUUGAAGGAUGCCAACAUUGACAAGAGCAAGGUUGACGAAAUUGUGCUUGUUGGUGGAUCCACCCGUAUUCCUAGGAUACAAAAGCUCCUCAGUGACUUCUUUGAUGGCAAGAAGCUCGAGAAGAGCAUCAACCCUGAUGAGGCUGUUGCAUAUGGUGCCGCCGUCCAAGCUGGUAUCUUGUCAGGAAAGGCUACCUCAGCCGACACUGCUGAUCUCCUCCUUUUGGAUGUCGUUCCCCUUUCUCUCGGUGUUGCAAUGGAGGGUAACAUCUUCGCCCCUGUCGUUGCCCGUGGUCAGACCGUUCCCACCAUCAAGAAGCGAACUUUCACCACUGUCGCUGACAAUCAACAAACCGUUCAAUUCCCUGUUUUCCAGGGUGAGCGUGUGAACUGCGAGGAUAACACCUCCCUCGGAGAAUUCACCCUUGCACCAAUUCCUCCAAUGAAGGCUGGUGAUGCUGUUCUUGAAGUUGUUUUUGAGGUCGACGUCAACGGUAUCCUCAAGGUUACCGCCACCGAGAAGACCUCCGGACGUAGUGCUAACAUCACUAUCUCCAACUCCGUUGGAAAGCUUUCAUCAGGCGAGAUUGAGAGCAUGAUUGAGGGUAAGCUUUUCAUUUUCGAGAAUGAGUAGAAAUUUGCUAAUCAUUUUGCCUUAGACGCCGAGAAGUUCAAGAACAGUGAUGAGGCUUUCAGCAAGAAGUUCGAGGCUAGACAACAACUUGAAUCAUACAUCUCAAGAGUAGAGGAGAUCGUUUCUGACCCAACCAUGUCCCUCAAGUUGAAGCGUGGAACCAAGGACAAGAUCGAGUCUGCUCUUAGUGAUGCCAUGGCUCAACUUGAGGCUGAUGAUUCCACUUCAGAUGACUUGAAGAAGAAGGAGCUCGCGCUCAAGAGAGUUGUAACGAAGGCUGUAAGUACACCCUGCCUUUCGAUAUCCACUCUUUCUACAAGAACAUAUUAACUAACUCAAACUGUAGAUGUCCACCCGUUAAAGUGCUGGGAGAAAUGUCUGGGAGAUCUUCACGUGGAGCGAAGGAUGGAUGCAUGAUUUUACGGCAUGGAUUGGCCCAUUUGUUUUCUGGCUCUUUUUUUUCUCUGGGUCCAUAAAAAGUCAUUUGCGAGUUUUUGUCAUCUCGCUACUUUUGAUCAUCCAGGAAACGAUCUCCUUCCACUUUCUACGGGCAUAAAGCGCGCUUGUAGAAACAGGAAGAAGUAAAAUGUUAAUCAAAAUGAAACAAAUUUAGAAAAAAUUAUAU
This is a messenger RNA of Hymenoscyphus albidus, 2830 nucleotides long. The record is from the annotation of a GenBank genome assembly. NCBI's taxonomy places the organism in Eukaryota, Fungi, Ascomycota, Leotiomycetes, Helotiales, Helotiaceae.